UAGAAUCGAGACGUUUAAAUCGCUCCUAGCGCGUGAGGUAGAAUGCUCCCAGCUUAACGUCCACGGUUAGCUAACCGGAUAAUAAACAACAUUAUGAUAAUAAACAACAUUAUCUCCGGUUAGAAAGUCUACUGACUGACAGAGAUCGUAUGAAGGGGACCGUCUUCGACUUUUAAUGCCGUUACAGUUUAUAUAUUCAGCCUGUAGAGCUAACUAAGGGCUUCCACAUCAAACAACCCGAGCUAGCCUCCGUUAGCUCGCGUUAGCCUCAGUUAGCUCGCGUUAGCUCCGGUUGUUUGCAGGCAGGUUAGGUCGCAUUAAAGUUUCUUAUUUGUACAUGUGAGCAGCUGACCGUCGUCUCGUGUGGUGGACACAUUGGUUCAUACGUGAGUGGAUGGUACUGUCCGAACAUUACACGAGGAAAUGACGCGUUUUAAACGACUGUUGUUGUGUUUGCUGCCCGUCAGGCUAACUUAGCUUAGUUAGCUUAGCUUCAGGCUAACUUAGCUUCAGGCUAACCGGAGCUGAAGUUUGAUGCUAGCAGGCGAAAUGAGCGAAGAAGAAUUACGUUGUUGAUGUUGAAGACUGGACAUUUAACACGCAUCCAGCUCGCUUUGUCACGACAUUAAGUAAACAAUAAAAGUAGUAACGACUUGGACUACAAACACAGAAGUGAUCGGCUGCAGAAUUUAGGUUUCAAACUCUACACCCCAGUCUUCCCCACUCAAGAGUGUUUCUUCAUCUCGGAGACUAAAUGCAACUGGACCAGGGGGCUUGUGGGCAUGAAGUGGCUGGGCGAAUCCAAGAACAUGGUAUUAAAUGGCAGACGACCCGGCAACAAGUUGACCAGCGAGCAGCCUGUGAGCCAGAGCCAGACCCGCUCUCAGCAUCCUCAGCGAUCGUCUCUGCGUCACUCUCGAAACCGCAGAUGUAGCCGCAGGUUCAGUGCAGCCAAUCUGGAGGCAGAGAGGCGCUAUGUGCCCUCCUCAGGAAUGACUGCCAAGGAGCUUUGUGAGAACGAUGACCUGACAACCAGUCUCAUCCUGGACCCGUACCUCGGCUUUCAGACUCACAAGAUGAACACCAGAUUUCGACCUGUCAAGGGAAGACAAGAGGAGCUGAAGGAGGUGAUCGAGCGCUUCAAGAAACACGACAACUUGGACAAAGCUUUCCGAGCUCUGACGUCCGGAGACUGGGCGCGAAAUCUUUUUCUCCACAAGACGAAAGCUCAAGAGAAGCUCUUCAAACAGCAUGUGUUUGUGUAUCUGCGUAUGUUUGCCACUGACAGCGGCUUUGAGAUUCUCCCGUGUAAUCGCUAUUCAUCGGAGCAAAACGGCGCCAAAAUCGUGGCAACCAAAGAAUGGAAAAGAAACGAUAAGAUCGAAUACCUGGUGGGCUGCAUCGCCGAGCUGUCGGAGAGCGAGGAGAACAUGCUGCUGCGGCACGGCGAGAACGACUUCAGCGUCAUGUACUCAACACGCAAGAACUGUGCUCAGUUGUGGCUGGGGCCGGCUGCGUUCAUCAAUCACGAUUGUCGGCCAAACUGCAAGUUUGUGUCGACGGGGCGGGACACAGCCUGCGUCAAGGUCCUGAGGGACAUCGAACCCGGAGAGGAAAUCUCCUGUUACUACGGCGAUGGAUUCUUUGGGGAAAAUAAUGAAUUUUGUGAAUGCUAUACGUGUGAACGACGGGGCACUGGGGCUUUCAAAUCCAAAGCUGGGCUGCCGGUGGAAGUGCCGGUGAUCAACAGCAAGUACGGGUUACGUGAGACAGACAAACGUCUCAACAGGCUGAAGAAGCUCGGCGAGGGAAACCCGAGCUCGGACAGUCACUCUGUCGGCUCCCACACGGACGUAGACUCUCAGGAAAUGCCAAAAACACAUCAAUCUGCCAGAAAAAGAUCUUCAUCCUCCUCGUCCUCUGGCCUGAAGUAUAAAAACAGGACUCAAUCCAGACAGACUUUGAACAGAGCCCUAACUACCUCAUGUUCCAAACAAGGUCGAGUUCACAAUAACAGGGUACCAAAGAGACUCAAAUCCCAAUCCAAGCCUUCACUAAGUAAAGUCCAGUUGCGGAGUCGCAGGCGGGGGGCGGAGCCUAAGGCCUUGGCCAAAGGGGAGACUCUUCAGCUGGGUCUCAGGGACUCAAAGGUGUCGCUGUGUAAAAGUGUCACCGUGAAGAAGGAGAGGGACGGACAGGAGCUGGCGCAGCGGGGCUGCCUCACCCGGCACGCUGCAAAGGAAAACGGAAAUCUGUCCCACGUGCAGAGCAGCCACUGCUCCACCUACAGAACUCGCAGGUCCACACGGACCCUCAUUAAAGCCCAGGAAACAGCAGGGGGCGUCAAACUGGAGCCCAGUGCCAUGGAUGGCCUGAGCCCGGUCCCUGGUGGUGUGGUCAUAAAAACAGAGCCGGCGGACAUGGAGGAAUACCUCCACCAUGGCGUCACUCUGGAGCAGCCGGCGCUAGACUCUGGCUAUGCCCAGAGAGGCUCGUGCAGGCGAAAACGUCUGACACGGCCUGGGGCAGAGAGGACGAUUAAAUGUGAGGACUCGUACGUCGAGCCUUUCAUGCCGAUGGCUGCUGGGCACGCUCCAAACUUUUCAGACUGUGGGAAUGUUCUGCUAGGCUUUGCCGACAGACACAGGGACUACAACGGGGUCGCCAACGGCAGCAAAUCCCUACGCAGGGACAAAGGUAAGAGCAGCUGCAGGUCGCAGGACAAGGGGAAGAAGAAACGUCGCAUCACUCGAUACGAUGCUCAGCUGAUCCUGGAGAACAGCACGGGAAUCCCCAAACUGACGCUCCGCCGGCGGAGGGACAGCAGCAGCAGCAAGACCAACGACACCAGCGACUCCAUCGGCUCCUCUAACCUCUCCGCCUCCGCCGUCAACUCGGCCUCUUCCAGCAAAAUCAGCAUCAAGUUCAGCAAGGACCACGACAAGGACAAAGGCAGCUCGUACAUCGCCAAGCUGAAUAACGGCUAUAACCCCGGCGUGCACAGCAACUCAACCAAGCUGAAGAUCCAGCUGAAGAGAGAGGACGAUGCACGCAGGAUAUCCCAGUCUAACGGGGACAUGAGCCAGAGUCUGGAGGCCAGGAAUGGGGGACAUCGGACCCAAAAGGUCCUGCCGGAGCCCUCGUCUGAGGAGGACGAUGAUGACGAGGAUGAGGAUGAGGAAGGAGAGGACGACGACGACGAUGAUGAGGAUGAUGAUGAUGAUUACUUCGACAACGAGUUUGACGAUGAUUUCAUUCCGCUCCCGCCGGCGAAGCGGCUCCGACUCAUUGUGGGCAAAGACUCGAUAGACAUCGAUAUCUCCUCCAGGAGGAGAGAGGAUCAGUCACUGCGGCUCAAUGCAUAAGCUGUGGAGCUCAUCACUCCAGCUCCCUGUAAAUAAUGAUGACUCUGAUCAACCAUGCGUUGAUGUAAAACAAGUACAGUAAUUUAAAAACACAAAAAAAUUGCUGAAAAAUAAAAAGGAACCUGAAUGAACGUUACUAGAAGGUGCUGUUGACCUGAAACAAAUCUCAGUUUUUCACUUCAGGCGAAUAUUUAAUUCAAGUUUAUAAAAAAGAGAACGACACUUCGGAGCCAAAGUCCUCCAGUCCACGUCCCUGAUGUUUGAUCAGCACAAUCCACUUCUUAUCGCCCAGAGCAUGUGGAAAAACGAGCGUUUGUUUCAGGUCCAACGCUCCCUUCAGUGAAUGCACUUGUUAUAUUCAUAAUGGACAUGGAUAUUGUAGAAAGUGUACAGUAUGGUGACUAUUCCCUCUGUCUCAUAGGCAGGUUUUUAUUGAACUGUUGAUUUAUUUUGUC
Messenger RNA from Labrus bergylta (ballan wrasse), 3820 nucleotides. It is a transcript of the gene kmt5b, whose product is annotated as lysine methyltransferase 5B. Gene Ontology annotation, molecular function: histone H4K20 methyltransferase activity; protein binding. The record is from RefSeq and is a predicted model, not a curated record. NCBI's taxonomy places the organism in Eukaryota, Metazoa, Chordata, Actinopteri, Labriformes, Labridae. Gene Ontology annotation, cellular component: nucleus.